AUGGCAGACGAAACACCCGGGGCAGGUCCAUCCACAAUAACCACCACAAACGAGCCAGCGCCGGAGCAUCCACUACCAUCGAACCAUUAUUAUGCUGUCGAAUUCCCAGGAAAUGUCCAGCAGGCUUCUGCAGGACGAGCUAUAGAACAUCUCGGUGGUCAAUCUGCCAUUAACCGCGCAUUCAAACGAAAUGCACCAAAGACGGAUUCACUCCUUGAACUUAACUGGAGGCCUGAGGACCCUUUCUCCCAUCCUAUACCAGGGGACGUUGUUCAUGCGAACAACAUCUUAUUGAAGGUCACGAAACGGAAAAGAAAGCGGAGGGAUGGCGUUGACUUGCCAGAGCCGGAAGGUGAAUUCGUCGCGGAGGCUGUCGGAAUUGUACCAAAGACAGUCCGUUUCAGGAGCAUGGCGGACUUCCAAUAUAAUCCAGAUACAUCUGAUCCUGUAGUCCAGUUUCGUUCGGCCAUGGACCGCAUGGACGUCGAAUAUAUAAGAAACUACGUGAUACCACCUGAAAAGGAGGACUAUGAGCUUCCUACAACCGAUCCUGAAGAUACUGAUAUGCAAUCCGAUGGUGUUGGCCCGUCAAGCAUGACACCUCGGAGCAAUCUUCGCCUUAUACCUCCACCAGUCUUCUCUCGUCAACAAAUCCCGCAGAUCUACAAUUACAAGGCAAAUACUAUGUCGGUGGUCACGACUUAUGCUGACCCGGAGACUGGCGAGGAGAAAAAGCGCCUUAUUAAUAGAGCAAGAUGGAAAGGAUACGGACCUGCGACUGUUUCGUUUUCUGACAAGACGAUACCUCUCGGGCCUCCUGAGGCUGUGGCUAAAGCAACGACGGAGUCUGACAAACGGAUACUGGAUCUCUUAAAACAGAGGUUCGAUGAGCGCCCGUGUUGGACGAAGACUGCACUUUUCAAUCAGUUCAAUGCAGGAGACUCCCGGGAACUCAUGAAUUCUAAGCACUUGUUACCCUCUGUGUGCUAUGUUUUCUCUGACGGACCUUGGCGAGAUACACUGCUAAAGUUUGGAUACGACCCGAGGGCUGAACCUUCUGCACGAUUUUAUCAGCGUCUUUACUUCCGCAAUCUCAAUCAUCCGAUUGUGCGACCAUCUAUCGUCACUAGUCGGCAGGACCAACGAAACGCAGAUAGACAAGGAUCACUACCUCCGCCGUCUCAGAUCGGUGACUCGAGCGCAAUUUCAUCAAGCAACGAAUCACCAUCGCAUAUCUUCGAUGGAAUUCAUUUGACGAAGGAAACGGCUGCCUUUCAACUCUGCGACAUUGUUGACCCGAUGAUAAAGGAGAUGGUUGAAGAUGAAGAAGGCGUCCGAGACGAGUGCAAUGAGCGUGAUGGAUGGUACACGACAGAAGCUAUCGAUCGCAUCAAGACUGUUCUUCGACACAAAUUCUUCUCAUUGCUUGAAGGCCACAUCCCAAGUGAAGAAGAAUGCAAAGCGCUUCUCGAAAAUAGCCAAGAAUCUCGCUUCAGCCAAAGACGUGUUUUCCAGCCCAGGAAACAUAACAUGGCCAAGGGAGCGUUGGCGCCUGAAGAUGCUGCGGCCGUUCGUUUACGCGCGAAACUAGAUAUUGCCACGAAAGCAGCAUUGAACAGGAACCGAUAA
This is a messenger RNA of Fomitiporia mediterranea MF3/22, 1629 nucleotides long. RefSeq lists its product as uncharacterized. The transcript has 10 exons. Gene Ontology annotation, cellular component: transcription factor TFIIIC complex. NCBI's taxonomy places the organism in Eukaryota, Fungi, Basidiomycota, Agaricomycetes, Hymenochaetales, Hymenochaetaceae. Gene Ontology annotation, biological process: transcription initiation at RNA polymerase III promoter. The record is from RefSeq and is a predicted model, not a curated record. Bases 1 to 1629 code for a protein of 542 amino acids.